CGUGUCGGAAGCCCGUACGUGGCAGUCGCAGAACAGUUGGAGCAGCCGAGGUCGGUGCGGCUUCUCUCCGGCUUCACUUCACCCGCAGAGCCACCCCCUGCCGAAAGCUACCGAAGCGGAGCACCCCGUCCGAGCCUCCGUGCAUCUCCCCCGCAAACAUGUUCACCGCGUCGGAGCUCGUCGUCCUGCUGGCCGUCCUGUCCGCCACCGCGUCCGGCUACUUCGUUAGCAUAGACGCCCAUGCCGAGGAGUGCUUCUACGAGCGGGUCAACUCCGGCACCAAGAUGGGCCUCAUGUUCGAGGUGGCGGAGGGGGGCUUCCUGGACAUCGACGUGGAGAUCACCGGUCCGGACGGGAAGCAGAUCUACAAAGGGGACCGGGAGUCCAGCGGGAAAUACUCGGUGGCGGCGCACAUGGACGGGACCUACAAGUUCUGCUUCAGCAACAAGAUGUCCACCAUGACGCCCAAGAUCGUCAUGUUCACCAUCGACAUCGGCGAGGCGCCCAAAGGCCAGGACAUGGAGACGGAAGCUCACCAGAACAAGCUGGAGGAGAUGAUCAACGAGCUGGCGGUCGCCAUGACGGCCGUGAAGCACGAGCAGGAGUACAUGGAGGUCAGGGAGAGGAUACACAGAGCCAUCAACGACAACACGAACAGCCGGGUGGUGCUGUGGUCGUUCUUCGAAGCUCUGGUUCUGGUGGCCAUGACGCUCGGACAGAUUUACUACCUGAAGAGGUUUUUUGAAGUGCGACGAGUGGUGUAACGCCGUUUACCGUCCCCCUCCUCCCCGUCUGUGUCCUCCACUACUGUUUUUUUUUUUUUUUUUUUUUCUGUCUCCACCCCACCGAGACUUUCUCUCCACUGAAGAUGAGACUGGCAGUUUUUUUCAGUAAAGUUUUAUUUUCCUGUUACACAUUUGGUUCCUCUUCUUUGUAAAUGUUUGGGAAAAGCCCUGUUCUUUCUUUCUUUCUUCUUGUCAGAUUGGUUUGUUGCGGGUUCGUUUUUCACUCUUCUGUCCAAACCAGACACAUUCUGGAGAAACUGCAGACUUGUUAAGAUUCAAAGUGAAAUUUAAAGCGAGAAGAGAGAAGCAGCGGGGUGGAGGUUCACAGCGACGAGGAUCCCAGAGCCGCCCUGGAAGCCGCCCACCUGCACUCCCGAAGGGCGGGUUCGCGGUUCGAUUCCCAAUGACUGCUGUGUGCUUUAGUGGCUUCUUACUCUAGUUCUAUUUGGUCGUCGGGGAUUUUAAAUUAUACGAUUGUAUACGAUUUCAGCCGUUUGCUUUAUUUUCUUUGCUUGGUGGAGUGCGUCCGGUCACGUGCACGCACUUGGAGGCCGCACGUGGGCGAGCGCGCUCCGGUUCUGACGGGCUCGGGCGGCUCGGCUGCUGUCGACACUGUUUUUUCUUCUUUUGUGAUUUCAAUAAAAAAAAAAAAACUGCUCAAUGGAUCUGUACAAAUGUAGAAUGUUUGUCUGUGGAAGGAAAAAAGCCCCGGGUUUGAUAAUAAAGCCGAUAUUCUGUACGA
Molecule: messenger RNA, 1527 nt
Organism: Salarias fasciatus (jewelled blenny)
Lineage: Eukaryota; Metazoa; Chordata; Actinopteri; Blenniiformes; Blenniidae
Gene: tmed2
Product: transmembrane p24 trafficking protein 2
Exons: 4
Coding region: 159-764 (201 amino acids)
Source: RefSeq, a predicted model, not a curated record